AUGAAAAGGUUCACGCGUCUAGUGAAGGGAAAGAAUGCUUUUCCAGGUGUUUCCGUGGUGAAAGACCCAGUAGACAGCGACUUACAGCUUGACAGAGGAAAUAGCAUCAAUGAUGAUGAUGAUGAUGAUGAUGAUGAUGAUGAUGAUGAUGAUGAUGAUGAUGACGAGGAAGGGAAGAUUGAGACUGAUAUGGAUGAAAUAGGAAGCAGUUUUGAAGCUGCAAAUAAUUGUCCUCAUUUCGAGGAUCAAAGAGAUGUCCCCUUCGUCUCUGUCGUGAUGGGAAAGGGACUACUGGCGUUCCCAAGUGAGACCGCUUUUGAAGCGUUUCGAGUGAACCAUCGCCGAUUGGAUACUGUUGGAAAUGAGGAAGCAGUGGGGUUUCCCUUUUUGCAUGCCACGAAACCCGGCUUGCUAAGCUCAAUGACUAGCCAUGGUGCUCCAGUGAUGAAAUUUCAACGCUAUACAGUCGUUGACACUGAAGUGGAAUCUCAAAUGAAGGACCAUUAUCGUGAAAAUGAACACUGCAAACAAGUUGCCGAGUCUGGUAACUUGCAUGUAUUUUGUUUGGAUUUUUGUCAGGUCUUCCAGCACAUCGACUCGAGAUCAGGCCAGGUAGAAUACCGAUUUGUGUUUUCCAUCGACAAUAAAUCCGAUCACAAUUGCUUCACAUUGCGGUUGAACGUUCAUAUUCAGCAAAGAGAUUGUGACACUGUCAUGGACGGAAUGCGAUUAAGAUGGCAUGGCACUUCAGGAUUUGCGUUCGUAAGUGGCACCGGGGAAUUUCAACUGCGAGUGCUCGAUGACGAUAUGCCCUCGUUUGCAGACUACGCAACAGAAACAGAAUAUAGCAAAGCCUGCAACAAUGCCCAUCCAGCACGCAACGUUUCGCAACUGCCGAGCUGGGGUCUGUACAGCGAUAAACGAGGGUCAAUUGUGCCCAAAAAGCGUACAUUUCGUCGUGCGGAUUUCUACGUGCAGGAGAAAGCACUAUGUGGGAAAGGUCUACGUAACAUACCAAGAGAAACACUGAUACUCACUACUAUGUGCAUGUUUCUACACGAAAUGGAAUGCAGUAAGGACAAAGGAUCUUCCAUGAGUAUUGGCGGACGAGGAUUGCCCAUGAUGGUAUAA
Lachancea sp. 'fantastica' is the source of this 1131-nucleotide messenger RNA. The record is from the annotation of a GenBank genome assembly. NCBI's taxonomy places the organism in Eukaryota, Fungi, Ascomycota, Saccharomycetes, Saccharomycetales, Saccharomycetaceae.